CUAGUCGCCUACAACCUCUGUUAGGAGGAAGGCAGGUGUCGAAGGAGGGAGCUCAAAAUCGAAAGUGCAGCUAACUCACGGCUUUCGCGCUGCGCGACGUUUAGUCUGUCGCGGUGUUCCGAUCUAAUGUAAACCGUCAAUCCUCCUCUCUAAGCUUUCUACUUUGUGAUUUCUCCUCGAUUCUUCCGGAUUUUGUCACGGCAGAAGAAACUAAUAACUCUCUUGUUUUAUGGUCUCACAAAGAUAAUCCACGAGGAUUUCUAACGAACUAUAAAGUUUGUUUCCGUAGGAAAGAAGAAAUAAAAGCGACCAAAGUGAGAUAAACAAGCAAAUAAAAUCGGAAAAUGUCGAAAUAUUAACGCAGGCAACGAAGGAUAAUGGCGAACAUCGCAUGCAUGCGCGGACAUUUAAUUUGCGUUUAACCGCGUAACAACAUGGAAAAUUCAUGCAGCUAUUACUUCCUCGUCUGAUAAAUAACAAGAAGUACCGUUAUAGUCACGUAAUUAUUCCAAUUCCGUGACGAUUUGGAUGCGAACUACUUUGAACUUAAAUUCCACGGAACGCUUCAAUCCGAUGAAGAAAUCGAUUAAGGAGGAGGCGUUCCCAUUUAAGUUAAGACGAAAUUGAUCGACUUUCCGCAGCAAAAGAAACGACGAGAGGAUCAUUGAUCGCUUCUGCACACGAGACACUUACGAUCAGGUCAUUUUCGUCGUAUCGGCAACGUUGUCCUUCGAUAUGCAAGAGAGACGGUAUGCGUGAAGACGGGAAAAUCGAACCACGGACAAUUUCAACCGAAAUGGCAGCUUCCGAACGCGCGGAGAACGGAAAGAGAAACGAAGACAAAGCAAUCACACAAGAUGAGGGAGCAUAUAUUUCUAAACUUCGGCAAGCAGUACCGCAAUGUUGCGCAGUCGGUGCUAAAAAUUUACUCCUAAUUACUUUUGGUUCAACCUUGGGUUUCUCAACUAUUCUUAUUCCGGCAUUACAGAAAGAGGAUUCGGACAUCAAAGUCACGAUGGAGGAAUUAACAUGGAUCGGUAGCCUGAAUUUAUUUCUGGUACCGCUCGGCUGUUUGGCCAGCGGACCGCUGUCGCAGUAUUUAGGCAGGAGGAAGACGAUGAUGCUAGCGAAUAUACCGUUCGUGAUAGCCUGGUUGAUAUUUCAUUACGCUAGCAAUCCCACGAUGUUACUCGCGUCGCUCGCGAUGACAGGGCUAACGGGCGGCCUCCUCGAGGGCCCAGUUAUAACUUAUGUCGCCGAGGUAACGCAACCCUACCUGCGUGGGAUGCUCUCCGCGACUUCUUCGAUGGCGGUGAUACUGGGUAUCUUUACGCAAAUGUUAAGCGGCAGUUUGGUCGACUGGAGAACGGUGGCGCUGAUCAAUCUGACUUAUCCUAUUCUUUGUUUCUUGGCUCUGUGCUUGGUACCAGAAAGCCCGCACUGGCUCGCCGUUAAGGGUCGUCUCGAGGAAUCGGAACACGCUCUCUGUUGGUUACGAGGCUGGGUAGGCCCGUCGCAUGUGCGCAACGAAUUUAAAGCGCUCUGCGAGUCGGUUCAGAAGCCGGCCGAUAACACCGGGUCCGACAAGGAAGAGAUCUGGCGAGCCUAUACGAAACGGACCUUCUACCUGCCUUUCAUUUUGGUCGCCACGGGCUUCUUUAUCAGUAACUUCGGUGGUAGCGCAACCCUGCAGACUUUCGCUGUCGUGAUAUUCGCGAAACUGAACGCGCCGAUCGACAAGUACACGGCCACGGUGUUCCUGGGCGUCGCCCAGUUAAUCGGCACCAUACUCUGCGUACUGACAAUUCAUCUCAUGGGAAAGCGCAAGCUGUCCUUCCUGUCGGUCGGCGGUAGCGGUAUAUGCUUUCUCAUUACCGCUAUCUACGGUUAUCUGAACGAGGCGGGUUACUUUGACGGAGUUAAGUACAGCUGGGUACCCACUACUCUCAUGAUAGGGGGUGCUUUCUCGGCGAAUCUCGGCAUCAGGACGCUACCUUGGAUUCUCGCGGGCGAAGUGUUUCCCGUGAAGGUACGCAGCACUGCAACCGGCGCGGCCGGCAUGAUUGCCUACGUUAUGGCGUCGAUCUCGAACAAAACUUUCCUCUACAUGAUAAACGGCAUGUCACUGUCCGGCACGUUUUUCUUCUAUUCUCUGGUCAAUCUUGUCGGCUUGUGUGUACUGUACGUGAUAUUACCCGAAACCGAGGGUAGGACCUUGCGAGAAAUCGAGGAGCAUUACGCCGGCAUACAAAAUCUGAAGAAUCGGCCGAGCAAGGAGCAACGGGCCGACAAGGAGAAGUGGGCAGUCACGAAUCCAGCGAUCGUGUAUGACGAGAGUGCCGAAAGUAAAUUGUAGAUUGGAAAUCGACUGGCAACUUUGCAAAUUAAAUUAUUUCAUAUUAACUAUUACAUUUUGGACUCGUGACAAAAUUAUCUAUGUAUGUCAAAUUAUACGAAAGAAAUUAUGUAGUUUCUCUUCUAUACGAUUGCAAAAUGCAAUUAUAUGUGUAACUUUUGUUUUAACGCGGAGUCAUAUAAUUAUAGAUAAAAUUUAAAUUUGAUUAAUUUACUCGCGAAUGUAAGCGUGUAUUGUGUAUAAGUGUGCGCUGAUUUAUUGCGAUACUUAAACGAGAACAUAAUUAUAUGUAUAAUUAUUUACAUGAAGAGGUAAGAUAAUCGUAGAGAUUAUAUGAAAUGAUUGAUGUUCAUCUAUUUGAUACAAUGGGAACAAGAUCGUUUAGCAAUUAAACUGGUUUUCCUAAGAAAAUUUCCGGGAAAGAGAAGAAAAAUAAAAGAGUUAGUGAUAUUGAAGAAUUUUAGAAAAUAAUACCUUUAUUUAUUAAUUUAUAUUAUUUAAAACAGAUAGGCGCGAUUGCCAUAAAGCGCUACUGGCAUCAGCGCUGAUGUAUUACUGCUGACUAAUCUUUAGAAAAAUAGAUAUUAAUUUUUCGAUUUUAAACUAGUCUUGAUUAUUUUUUGCCAAAAUAUAACUUUGUCUUAUAAUCAAAUAAAAAGCGAAAAAAAAGAGAGAAAAAGUUAAUGAAAAUAAAGUUUCUAAAGGUUAGCAGAAUACUUGAUAGACUUAUUUUGUUGACUUGAAUAUCAUUUCUUCGUUAUUGCUUAGGGAAACUUUUACAUUUUACAAAGACAUUUCAUUCUUUUAUUGCGAUUGAAUUUACGCAGAUUUAAUGAAAAUAAAAUCGAGGAUAAAUAAUGGGGCCUAAAUAGAAAUAAGCCUUAACUAUAUUAACGAACGAUAUUGCAUAUCAUUAUUCACUGUGAUGAUUCGAUAAUUUUUAACUAAACAUAGAAUAUAUAUAUUUUUACAAAAUGUAAAAUUACGCACACGUCAUAUUUUCAUAAGUAAACUCGAAUACUAGUUAUUAAAUAAUUUAUAUGCGCUCUUGAUAAAAAAAUCUCAAAUAAAAAUGUUUAUUAGAUUUUUAA
Messenger RNA from Solenopsis invicta (red fire ant), 3447 nucleotides. Its product is annotated as facilitated trehalose transporter Tret1. The record is from RefSeq and is a predicted model, not a curated record. Gene Ontology annotation, biological process: transmembrane transport. NCBI's taxonomy places the organism in Eukaryota, Metazoa, Arthropoda, Insecta, Hymenoptera, Formicidae. Bases 752 to 2356 code for a protein of 534 amino acids. Gene Ontology annotation, molecular function: transmembrane transporter activity. The transcript is spliced from 7 exons. Gene Ontology annotation, cellular component: membrane.